This is a messenger RNA of Paramecium pentaurelia, 815 nucleotides long. The record is from the annotation of a GenBank genome assembly. NCBI's taxonomy places the organism in Eukaryota, Ciliophora, Oligohymenophorea, Peniculida, Parameciidae.
UGAUGACUGCAAAAUUUCUGAUUUUUUUAGGGUUAAUUGUUAUUGUUGCUUGGUAAUUAGUGGUUAGAUGUACUUGUUAGUAAUUAUUUUGGGAAGAAGAAUGUUUAUUAGGAGGAUGCUUUUGGAAGAAUGAUAUUUGUAUUUAAGUUGGUUGUGAGAAUAGGAUUAGUGAAUCAGAAUGUAAUUAAACCACAACAACAGAUGAUUGGAAUCCAAAUUGUAAAUGGGUUGAUGAAAAAUGUGUAGACAUUGAUACUUAUAAUUGCGAUGACACAUGUGAAAAUUCAACAAUUUGUGAACUUGAUGACACUGGCGCAUGUGAAAUUAAAUAUGUAUUAGAUAGAAAACAUUGUACAGAUUUUUCAACUAAUAAUUGCAAUCAAUAAUUGAGUAAUUAUGAAUUUUGUGAGAAACAUGAUCAUGCAUGUUCAUCUGUUACAUUUGAAACUAAAUGUAAUGAGAUUCUAACAGAAAAAGCAUGUAAUGGUUUAGGAUGUUAUUGGGAUAAUAAAAAUACUAAAACUAAAUGUAAUUCAAAGGAGUGUCUCUAUUUUGAUCAACCAAAUUGUUCAUGGACUAUUAAUGGAGAAAGAAAAUUCACUUUUUGUAAUUGGAAUGAAACAAGAGCAUUUUGUUAGGAAACAAAUGAUACAACUGCAUUCACUAAUAUAUCUAGAUGUAGUUUGGAUUCCAAUUUUAUCUAUCAUUUUGAUAACAGCACAGGAAAUUAAGAAUGUUAAGCAUGUGUUGAUCCAGCCGAAUUAUAUUCUCAAUUAUUUCAGAUAAUUUCAAUAACAAUAAUAACUCUAUAUUGA